AUGCCCUCCGCGUCUCCCGUGGGCUCCUGGGCCCCGGCGGCCCCCAACGCCACCGUGGCGGAGGCCAACGGCAGCGUGCCGGAGAAGCCCCUGUUCCACGUGUUCGCCCGGCUGGACGAGGAGCUGCACGCGGCCUUCCCCGGCCUGUGGCUCGCGCUGAUGGCGGUGCACGGCCUCAUCUUCCUGGCGGGGCUGGUGCUCAACGGGCUGGCGCUGUUCGUCUUCUGCUGCCGCACCCAGGCCAAGACGCCAUCGGUCAUCUACACCGUCAACCUGGUGGUGACCGACCUGCUGGUGGGCCUGUCCCUGCCCACGCGCUUCGCCGUCUUCUACGGCACGCGCGGCUGCCUGCGGUGCGCCUUCCCGCACGUCGUCGGCUACUUCCUCAACAUGCACUGCUCCAUCCUCUUCCUCACCUGCAUCUGCGUGGACCGCUACCUGGCCAUCGUGCGGCCCGACGGCUCCCGCCGCUGCCGCCAGCUGGCCUGCGCCAGGGCCGUGUGCGCCUGCGUGUGGCUGGCCGCCGGCGCCGUGACCUUGUCGGUGCUGGGCGUGACGGCCGGCGGGCGGCCCUGCUGCCGCGUGCUGGCGCUGACCGUGCUGGGGUUCCUGCUGCCGCUGCUGGUCAUCAGCGUGUUCACGGGCCGCAUCGUGUGCGCCCUGUCACGGCCGGGCCUCCUGCGCCAGGGCCGCCAGCGCCGCGUGCGGGCCAUGCAGCUCCUGCUCACCGUGCUCGUCAUCUUCCUCGUCUGCUUCACGCCCUUCCAUGCCCGCCAGGUGGCGGUGGCGCUGUGGCCGGAGGGGCCGCCCCGCGCCAGCCUCGUGGCCUACCACGUGGCUGUGACCCUCAGCAGCCUCAACAGCUGCCUGGACCCCAUCGUCUACUGCUUCGUCACCAGCGGCUUCCAGGCCACCGUCCGAGGCCUCUGCCGCCGCCACGGAGCCGGGUACGAGCCCAACAGCGGCAACAUGGUCAGCGUGCACAAGAGCUCCCGCGGCUCGGGCCACCAUCACAUCCUCAGCGCCGGCCCCAGCAUCUUCACCCAGGACCUGGCCAACGGGCCUGACGCUUAG
Molecule: messenger RNA, 1074 nt
Organism: Neogale vison (American mink)
Lineage: Eukaryota; Metazoa; Chordata; Mammalia; Carnivora; Mustelidae
Gene: GPR20
Product: G protein-coupled receptor 20
Exons: 1
Coding region: 1-1074 (357 amino acids)
Biological process (GO): phospholipase C-activating G protein-coupled receptor signaling pathway; positive regulation of Rho protein signal transduction
Cellular component (GO): membrane
Molecular function (GO): G protein-coupled receptor activity
Source: RefSeq, a predicted model, not a curated record